Molecule: messenger RNA, 432 nt
Organism: Chenopodium quinoa (quinoa)
Lineage: Eukaryota; Viridiplantae; Streptophyta; Magnoliopsida; Caryophyllales; Amaranthaceae
Product: probable aquaporin TIP5-1
Exons: 2
Coding region: 1-432 (143 amino acids)
Biological process (GO): transmembrane transport; water transport
Cellular component (GO): membrane
Molecular function (GO): water channel activity
Source: RefSeq, a predicted model, not a curated record
AUGGCACCAAGAACAACUUUCUCUGCCCAAGUUCGACAAUCCAUGAUCCCAAACGCCUUGCGAUCUUACCUUGCUGAGUUUAUCUCCACUUUCAUCUAUGUCUUGGCUGCCGCCGGAUCCGCCAUGGCGUCUCGGAAAUUAAUGCCAGAUGCAAGAUCAGAUCCCUCUAGCCUGGUGGUUGUAGCCAUAGCAAAUGCAUUUGGCCUAGCCUCCGCUGUUUAUAUCUCAAGUAGUGUUUCCGGUGGCCACGUCAACCCGGCCGUCACGUUUGGGAAGGUUGUAGGGUGUCACAUUCCAAUUCCUACCGCCCUUUUCUACUGGAUUUCCCAAAUUCUUGGUUCCGUCAUGGCUUGCCUUCUCCUUAAGAUCGUCACUGUUAAUCAAGUAAUUUUACUUUCAAUAUUUUCUACUUCCCCUCUUACAUUUAGUUAA